Molecule: messenger RNA, 1041 nt
Organism: Acanthosepion pharaonis
Lineage: Eukaryota; Metazoa; Mollusca; Cephalopoda; Sepiida; Sepiidae
Source: the annotation of a GenBank genome assembly
AUGAAAUUAUUUUUCGUUUACUCUUUUUGCACUUUUCAUGAAUCCUUGUCCUUACCUGUCGCGAUCCGUAUAAUCUUUCUUCCUUUUUCUCAAUCUAACCCUCUCUAUACCUUUCUUACCCCUCUUCCGCUUUCUUUUCUAAUUCUUUCUCUUUCUCUAUUUCUCUCUCGCUCUCUCUCUCUCUCUCUCUCUCUGGCUUUGCCGUUCUCCUACUCCCCACCGUCGCCAAUUUCCGUUCACUCCUCCUCCUCCUCCUCCUCCUUUAGGAAUCUCGUCCCCUCUUUAUUACACCCUCCAAAUGACACCCCCGUCUUUCCUUUCUUCUUGAACAAUUUCUUCUGCUCUUCCUCUUCACCUUCGCUACCCACACACCUUUUCAACCGUAAAAUUUCGCCGCUCUCUGUUGAAUUACAAACGCCACACGAACGUAUUAAAAUAGACAUUGUAAUAAAAAUAGUCUUUCUCCUUUUUUUCUUUCUUUUUUCUCUUCUUUUUUUCUUUCUUUUUUCUCUUCUUUUUUUCUUUCUUUUUUCUCCUUUUUCUUUUUUUUUUCUUUUUUUUUUUUUCUUUUCUCUUUUUUUCUUUCUUUUUUCUCUCCUUUUUUCUUUCUUUUUUCUCUCCUUUUUUCUUUCUUUUUUCUCUCCUUUUUUCUUUCUUUUUUCUCUCCUUUUUUCUUUCUUUUUUCUUUUUUUUUCUUUUUUUCUUUCUUUUUUCUUUUUUCUUUUUUCUCUUUUUUCUUUUUCUCUUUUUUUUUUCUUUUUUUCUUUUUUCUCUUUUUUCUUUUUCUCUUUUUUUUCUUUUUUCUUUUUCUCUUUUUUCUCUUUUUUCUCUUUUCUCUUUCUCUUUUUCUCCUUUUUCUCUUUCUUUUUUUCUCCUUUUUUCUCUUUCUUUUUUCUCUUUCUUUUUUCUCCUUUUUUCUCUUUCUUUUUUCUCCUUUUUCUCUUUCUUUUUUCCCUUUUUCUCUUUCUUUUUUUCUCCUUUUUUCUUUCUCUUUCCGUUCUCUUUUUCUUUACUUUUUUUCUUAUUCCUUUUCUAGCAUAA